AUGGAAGGUCUUACUUUUGCAAGAGGUGUAGGAACAAUCACCCUGGGAGGGAUUGUGAAGGCAAUUUGGUUGCUUGUCGCGCUUGCAACAAACUGGGGCAUAGGGAGUACGAGUGUUACUUCAAGAAUGCUAAUGGGAAUAAAUAAAACAACUAUAACUCAGGAGGAAACUAGAAGAAUUUCCAGGGGAACAACAACAAUUUUUCUGGGAAUAAGGGAGUGCAACAGGAUGGGGCGAGAAACAGUAACACCAAUAAUGAAACCUUUAGAAAUAGAGGGAAAGAUAUUUCCGUCUGACCUUAUCGAGUUUGGGCUGAGCGACUUUGACCUUAUCUUGGGGAUGGACUGGCUAAGUAAGUAUAAUGCUGAGAUUAGUUGUAGAUCACAGAAAGUGAAGAUGAUCACAAAUGGAAAUGAAUCAGUGACUUACUGGAUGAAUGGUAAAACAAAGUGUCCAAGGAUAAUAUCAGUGUUAAAAUUAGCAAAGUACGUGAAGAAGGGACAUCUAGUAUACUUCUGCAGCGUUAGGGAUAUGAACCAUGAACAGGUGGCAAAUCCAGAAAACAUAGAAGUGGUCAACGAAUUUCUGGAUGUGUUUUCGGAAGAGAUCCCUGGGAUGCCACCUAAAAGGGCGAUCGAUUUUACCAUAGAUUUGGUACCCGAAACAGCCCCAAUAUCCAAGGCACCAUAUAGAAUGGCACCUGCAGAAAUGAGUGAACUAAAGGAUCAGUUACAAGAUUUGUUGGACAGAGGGUACAUUAGACCAAGUGCCUCCCCUUGCCAGUUCUAUUUGUGA
This is a messenger RNA of Chenopodium quinoa (quinoa), 795 nucleotides long. RefSeq lists its product as uncharacterized. The record is from RefSeq and is a predicted model, not a curated record. The transcript has 2 exons. The coding region runs from base 1 to 795 and encodes 264 amino acids. NCBI's taxonomy places the organism in Eukaryota, Viridiplantae, Streptophyta, Magnoliopsida, Caryophyllales, Amaranthaceae.